Messenger RNA from Oryctolagus cuniculus (rabbit), 1594 nucleotides. The record is from RefSeq and is a predicted model, not a curated record. NCBI's taxonomy places the organism in Eukaryota, Metazoa, Chordata, Mammalia, Lagomorpha, Leporidae.
GUGGGGGCUGGCCUGGCUGUCCCGCUCCCACCCUUGCCCCCGACCUCUGGGAAGCUCCCGAGCCCUGAAGCAGCCUGGCCAGGUCAUCUCUGAGCCUGGCUUCCUCCCCUGCAUAGUGGGUGCAGGGAGCUGAGUGUGUAAAGGGCUUGGCUUGCUGCCCGGGGCACAAGGAGUGCAGAGUAGGGACCGUGGUGUCACAGCAGUUAGAGGCCCAGCUCAGGUCAGCACCGCUGCGUCCGGCCACUCUCCAGCAGUGUAGGCUGGAGCCAGUUUCCUUUGCUGUCACUUGGUAUCACCCUGUAGAGCUGUUCUGGGCUCUGAGAGCAGCUGGUGCACGCACACACUCUCAUACACAUGUAUACACUUGUACACACUCAAGUAUACACUCAUAUACAUGUAUACACUCAGAUACACACACCCAUAUACACAUAUACACAUGGACACGUGCAUACAUACUCAGACACACACACAUACAGGUACACAUUCAUACACGUGGACAUGUGCAUACAUACUCAGACACACACACACAUACAGGUACACACUCAUACACAUGUAUAUUCUCACCUACACUCAAUCACACACUCAUAUACACAUAUACACAUGGACACGUGCAUACAUACUCAGACACACACACAUACAGGUACACACUCAUACACAUGUAUACACUCAUAUACACACACCCACAUACACGUAUAUACAUGGACACGUGCAUACAUACUCAGACACACACACAUACAGGUACACACUCAUACACGUGUAUAUGCUCACCUACACUCAAUCACACACCCAUAUACACAUAUACACAUGGACACGUGCAUACAUAGACACACACACAUACAGGUACACACUCAUACAUGUGUAUAUUCUCACCUACACUCAAUCACACACCCAUAUACACAUAUACACAUGGACACGUGCAUACAUAUUCAGACACACACACACAUACAGGUACACACUCAAACACAUGGACACAGUCACACCUUCACACAGUCACAUACAUACAAUCACAUAACUCAUGUACACACAUACAGGGACACAGCCGUUCACUCGCAUACACACAUGGACAUAGUCACACACAUGCACACACACAUGCAUUCACAUACACUCACACCGCCAUGCAUGGACACAGUCACGCAUGGACAAAGUGCACACACUCAUAUACACACGUACAUACUCAGACACUUACACAUGUACACAAAUACACACUCAGGUACACACAUACAUGUACACACAAAUACGCAUGAGCAAUCUAACAACUCGCACACACACAGUCACAUAUGUGCACAUACACACCCAUACACAGUCACACAUGCACACAUGAACACAGUCACAACUCACAAUACACGGCUGGCGCCACAGCUCACUAGGCUAAUCCUCCGCCUUGCGGCACUGGCACAUCGGGUUCUAGUCCCGGUCAGGGUGCCGGAUUCUGUCCCGGUUGCCCCUCUUCCAGGCCAGCUCUCUGCUGUGGCCAGGGAGUGCAGUGGAGGAUGGCCCAAGUGCUUGGGCCCUGCACCCCAUGGGAGACCAGGAUAAACACCUGGCUCCUGCCUUCAGAUCAGCGCGGUGCACGGGCCGCAGCGCGCCGGCCACG